AUGCUGCCUAUGCCUGUUCUUCAAUGCGCAAUUUCUACCCCAGUGAUGGUUGAGCUUAAAAGUGGGGAAUGCUACAAUGGCUAUAUAUUGCAUGCCGAUUAUUUUAUGAACUUAAAGUUGAAAGAUGUAACACACACGAAUGCAGAUGGUGACCAUUUUCGAAAAAUCCCUGAAUGCUAUAUAAGAGGAAACAAUGUGAAAUAUAUAAGGGUACUAGAUGAGGUCUUGGAAAAAGCUGUAGAAAAUAAAGUGUCUAUUAAGAGAGGACAAGCUAGGAUGAGAGGGAGAGCGAGAUUUAUGGCAAGAGGGAGAGGAUAA
Molecule: messenger RNA, 318 nt
Organism: Blepharisma stoltei
Lineage: Eukaryota; Ciliophora; Heterotrichea; Heterotrichida; Blepharismidae
Source: the annotation of a GenBank genome assembly